Messenger RNA from Blumeria graminis f. sp. triticale, 3489 nucleotides. The record is from the annotation of a GenBank genome assembly. NCBI's taxonomy places the organism in Eukaryota, Fungi, Ascomycota, Leotiomycetes, Helotiales, Erysiphaceae.
AUGAAAUUAGAAACCACGAGAAAAACCUGCAGCAAUGAACCUUUUUACUAUUCCCCUCCGUGCAACCUGUCAGACUUCAUUUGUAGUGGAUCUGAUCAGGAUGAAACCCCUGAACAAACUGAACAAAAACAUCAUCGAUAUGAAAUAGAAGCUAGGAGAUGUGAAGGUGGUAAACUUCCAAUUCUAAAGUCCACAAUACUCAAGGGACCGCUUUCUAAUGACUGGGUUAAUCCAUGGCAGCAAGGAACAAACAGAACUGAAGAGGACUGGUGGCAACCAGACUCUGACAAUUUUUUUCUCACUCGCAGAAAACUGAUGAAAAGAGCUGCAAGCUAUGGUUUGGGCUAUUUAACUCCUGGUGACGCCUUAGCUUGGUGUAAAGCAUCAGCUGAAGAAGCAGUUCACGUCGAAUCAACACAUGGUGACAUUACCAUGACUGAGGAGGCAAAAAGCUGUGUAAAAGGUGAUAAAUCGAGCGAAAAAACUUCGAAACAACUUCCAUUCCAUAGAAAGCGCAAACUCGAAUACUCGUUGGAACUGCAAUGUGAUACAUCCCCAAAUCCGGAUUUCCAUGACCUCAGCCCAGACUAUAAUUAUAGAGUCUUAAAGCGUGCCCGAAGAUCACGGAGACUUGAUCCCCAAACACAAUGUACGAAAUGGGAUGGAAAUGUAAUCUCAUCGCCGAGCCUCAUGCUACACCUCAACAAAAAGAGACGGCCAAAGACUGUCGCUUCGUCCCAGAAAGUACAAUCAUUUUAUUUUAAAUCAAAGCUCUCUGACAAAUCUUCUCAAAGCCUACAGCCUAUAAAAAAGCAAGUCUUGCAGGAAGAGAUUGACAUAUCUGAUGUAUCACUCGCUGAAAAAUCAAAUAUAGCAUCCAAAAAUUUCAAGAGGAGAUCAAAAAAGAAGCUUCAUAGCGUUACAUCUUUAAAAAAAAAGAAAGACGGGCUCAAAAGUAACAAUCCUCAAGAAGAAAGUUGUUUGCUGGGUCCUUGCAGAUCUCCUGUAGCCAAUUUGGAUCAGAAAAAUAAACUGCAGUGUGACCCAGAGACUCCCGCAGCUUCGAUCCCUAAGCUUAAAAAUCCAAAAAUUUACGAUAAUCUUAACGAAAAUGAAAGCCAGACUUGUAGUAGGCAGAAUACACUUCCUGUGAUAACUUCCCAGAUCAAAAAGUCUACUUUACCUUUGUGUCUAAAACAACAAAAUUUUGUAGAACAGCACAGUUUUGUGACAGACUACGCCCCCUCUUCGCGGGAUUUGGAUAAAUUUAUGUUUAAGAAGAAAGUGCGGGUCAAAAGAAAAAAAAAUGGAAGAAAAAGAAGCCUUUCAUCACAAUAUACACCCUCAUUAAAUGAGCGGGAGACUUCCCAGCCCAGAAAGAAAACAAAGACUUCUCACAUUAGUUAUCACAACUCAAAAGUGUCCGACUCUGAAAAUAAGACAAAUAACUUUUUUUUACAAAAUCCGCCUCCCAAUUAUGGGUCUACUACUGCGUCAAUAGAUUCCGGCCCGGAAAUUGACUCAACUUCGAGAGUCCAGAGUUUCAACAGAUUGAAAUUAAACAGUCCGAUUUGUAACGAUGCGAAUAGGUCACAUCAAGAGACGCCAAAAUUAAUUGACACCUCAUUAACUUGUUCUACGAAAACGAAACUCAAAAAAUCAAAUGGAAUGAACUCUUUCCCUAUCGAUUUGUACUCGCCAGGUAUCUCUCUGACACAGCGUCGAAAAAAGAUCAAAUCUGGAUCUUUAGAAAAUGAUUCUGUGCCAAAUCCAGUUUCUUUACCACUUGAUUUAACUCAGCCUUGGACUUCAAAAGGAAAACCUCCGAAAAGUCCAUUAAAAGGCUUAGGUCUGCCUCGAAGCUGUUCUACACCUAAUUUAACUGAAAUUUCCGUCCUUGCAAAGGAUGAAACCGCUGUAUGUACAAAUACAGAUCCUGCUACUCGGAGCUUAAUUCCGUCACAAAAGCAAGAUUGCUCUCCUGAAUAUAAUUCUCAACCUAAAAAUCCGCUUAAAAAUAUACAAGCAAUAAAAUUGCCUAUAGAUCCGAAUGAUAGAUCAAAUAAGAAAUCAUCGUCUAAAAAUAACUCUUUCACAUCAAAGAAAGAUUCUUGCUCCACAUUAUCAAUAUCAGAAGAUACUUUAGGUCUUAGCCCUCCCCAACAAAGAUUGACAUCAGUACUCUUGGAAGGUUCCGAUAAAUUUGAUAAUCGAAAAGUAGACAUAGAGAAUACUUUGAGGCCUAAAAGGUCGGAUAUAGAUGAUGAAACUUACAAGGUACCUAGAAUUCCUUGUCUUGAUACAACCCAUCAAAACCCUUCGACUCCCAUAAGCCUUAAAGCAGAAAAAGACACCUCGAAGCUUUCCGGCAAGAAGAAAUUUCGCUCACAAUCCCAAGCUGAAAAAAAUUUAUUAUCUACUCCAAGAUCGCAUGAGGCAAACUCCAAAAUUUUGGAGAGAAAAAUAUUGGCACAAGUCGAAAACGACCUUCUAAAAGAACCUUCUCUCUCAAGAAAAGGUCAUCUUCAAAUACACCCCCAGAGUCCUUGGUCCACUGAAGUGCAGCCUGUAAUAAUUGAUGACUGUGAGACGUCAACUAAGUUGUAUCCCCUCGACAAUGACUUAGUUAAAAAAAAUACAUCAGAUUUACCUGGUAAUACGCAAGAUAAUGAAAAUGAAGAAACAACUAUUGAACAGGAUUGUGUCCGGGUUGAAGGUAAUUCUACACAAAAGAAUACCGAGACUUCAAGUUGUCCAGAUUACAUUAGAACUCAAACGCCUCGCUCAAGCUUUCAGGCUGAUGUACAUAAACUCUACCAAUCUGCUCUGAGGAAUCCAUGGAAAGGCCUCGAUAAAUUUUCAGACUCUACUAAAAUACACAAACAAGUUUCAUUUGGAUUAUUAGAUUCUGCCAUAGAGCUGAAGUACCCUAAGCAAAUGAUCAAAUCAAGACGAAGCUCUAGUAUCUCAUCACAAUGUUUGCAGGAAGACCAGCAAGAAAUUGAUCAUCAUAUGUUGAAGGAGAUAAAAUCUCCGGAAAAGGUUGUAGCGCCUCUUCUCUCUCCAAGCCCUCGCUCGAAGUACGGAAAGUGUUCAAUAGAUGAGAGCCCUGGAGUUGGUGCAAUGGCUGAAGCUUUUCUUGCGGCAGAGGGAAAGAUAGAGACUGAAAAAAGUCCCCUAGCUCAUUCUGAAGCGCCCUCUCUAUCUUCAUCAAACAAGCAGAAAACUGACGGACUCUUUUCCAGUCAUUCCGAUGAUAAUCUGCUUAAACCUGUUGAAUUUGGUGUUCUAGAAGAUGAUCUUACGCUUGAUAUAGGCGCUAUAGCAGAAUUUGACGCGGACGCGAUCCUCGGAAACUUAGGGGACAUUUUGGAAGAUUGGACUGUUGAGUCAGAACUGACCAACAUCAAUAAGUUUGCUACUUUUAACCAGCAAAGUACAGAAGCUUGGAGUAAAUCGUUUACAAGUAAUCGAAUGACUCCCACAUAA